Molecule: messenger RNA, 1378 nt
Organism: Lolium rigidum
Lineage: Eukaryota; Viridiplantae; Streptophyta; Magnoliopsida; Poales; Poaceae
Exons: 7
Coding region: 123-1067 (314 amino acids)
Source: RefSeq, a predicted model, not a curated record
GCGGAGCCGCCAUUGGAGCGCAAUCCCUCGGCAAGAGAACAAGGCCUUUCUCCAUCCCCUUCGUGAUUCAAAAGGUGCAAAUAGUGGAAGUUAAAGACUUGGGACAGAGAGGAAAGUUCAUAAUGAAGAAACCCAGCAAUAUCAAUCCAUCCUACAACGUGGAUGUGAUCUUGGAUCUGGACAUCCCGUCGUCGCAUUGUUUGCAGAUUAUGCGGAGGAUUUGCCACCCAAAUAUUCUACGUCUCGAAGCUUAUGUUGCAAACAAAUCCGACAAGAUACCUGGAGUUUUUCUGGAACCACUUUCUGGUCGGCUCUUUGAUUACCUUAUGACCAGAUUUUCUUUGGCAAAUAAGCUUGACAUUGUGCCUUCACAGGGAUUCCAGCAUAUAGUAAGGCAAAUUGUGAAUGGGCUCGCCGAGUUGGCAGCAAAUGGUGAAUAUCAUGGGAACUUGCGUCUGGAGAACACUUAUUAUCAGAUUGUGGGGAGCGAUUUUGUCGUGAAACUUGCAGGAUUUACCCGGAAAGAUUUGAAAAAUGUUGAUGAAGGUUUGAUGUUAGACUUAAAUGGUCUGGGGCUUGAACUUGAGGUGAUAUUAAAUCGUAUAAGAUCUGAAAACAAGCAAUAUCAGUGCCUUUUACUUCAGGAUUUGGUGGACAAACUGAAGUCAUUCACUCUUGAACUUGUACCUAACUUCCGAGAAAAAGUUCUGGACUAUGUAUUCUUCUGGGACAAGAAGAAACGAACUGCCUUCUUUACAUGUACUGUUCCAAAGAGACUAAAUGACCCUAAAUUUCAGAACAAGGUUAUCCAGUUCCACAAUUGUAAUAUCCCCUGGGACAGUUCCCAUUUUCAUGGCUUGAAAGAUGCCAUGAAUGAUUACCAGUUCAGGAAGUUUAAAAGUAAAUACAAUGGUAAAAAUAAGGUCCACCAUUUCAGAUUUGCUAGCGGCGCUUAUACGCAUGAGGAACAAAUUCAGGACGCCCUACCUAACAAUCUGUCGGUAGAUGAUAUCAUCCAAUUGUGUGACCUCAUGAUCUUUCUCGAAGCACACAAGCUUCUAUCUUAGCAUGGAUGGACGAGCAUACAACAGAGCCUUAUACUUGUGCACACAGGGAGAAGUUGGCAGGUUGUCAUGGCGUUGGUGGACAUGAGAGGUCCCAAUCAUGUAGCAGCAAGAAGGGGACCUGGAGGCAUAUAUGCCUGGAGGUUGGGAGCUGAGUCCGGCCAGCAGGACAUCCUUUUGUUCUUUAUGUUUUGACUGAUAAUGGGAGCCGACUCCAGCCAGCAGGACAUCGUAGGUCAACAUAUUUUUUGUAGUGCUUAUCUGAUUUGUAGUUUAUCAACUGAUUUUAUGUAAAGCCUGGUCCUCAUUGAUGA